AUGUCCACUUCACGUACACAAGAAAUUAUUUGGUCUCCAAAUUCUAAAUCUAACCAAUUUUUAAUAGGCUCAAACAUCGACUUGAGGUUAUAUGAAUACGUGUCGAAUAAUCGAAAUGGUAAAACUGAUAUUAGGGUAUUAUCUGUGAGUCAUGAUAUCCCUUUAUUGAAGUGUUUUGCAUGGUCUCCUGAUCCAAAUUAUCAAAGUUUAAUCGCUGCUGGUUUAACAAGUGGAAAAACUAUACUUAUGAAUAUUUAUGAUGGAAAUGAGUUCGAUUCUAAUUCAACUACAUGUAACGUUGUUGCAUUUUCACCAUCAGAACCAAAAUUAUUGGCUACUGGCCUUGACAAAAUGAGAAAUGAACAUUCUUUGUUAAUUUGGGAUAUAGAACAAGCAAGAUAUACUACUAAUAUACCAUCAUCAAUGGAUAAUCAUAAUAAAUUAAACGAUGUAACGACAACAAAAUUCAUUCCUGAAACACCUAGUCGAGCAGGAAGUAUCAGUAAUUGGAGUGGAUACAAUGAUUCUGGAUAUGGUGUUGGGGGAUUAUCAAAUAGCAUGGAUGAUAAUUUUACCUAUGCUUUAGAAAAAACAAAGUCUGGUUAUUCUAUUUAUGAAACAACUUCAACUUUAAGAUCUUCAUCUGCAUCGUCAAGUCAAACUCGUAACGUUGAAGAGGUCAGACCUAUUAAUUUAUAUGGAAGUUCUGAAUCAGUCAAUUCUUGUUGCUGGUUUAUAGAUCCUCCAAAAAAAUUGGUAGCUGGAAUGGGAUUUAAAUUACUAAGAAUUUAUGAUUUAAGAUGUAAUACUGAAUCCGCCGUGGCUACACUGACAACAAAAGCUGUUUAUGGAAUAAAAUCUGAUCCUUUUAAUUAUCACAGAUUCGCUAGUUUCGAAGAUAAUUAUAUUUACAUAUGGGAUGAUAGAAAGGCUUCUGAUCCUAUAUCCUUUCUUAUUAAAUUUUUCAAUAUUUAUACGGAAUCUCGUCCAAAUCGUAUUAUUUUUUCCCCUAUACGUUCAGGUUUACUUGCAUCUGUAGAAAAGGAUUCACUUUGCUUAUCUUUAUACUAUAUUCAGGAAAGUACUUCAAAACAACAACUUUCUUCCUUACAAAACACACCAUCUAAUCGAAAUCACGAUGGUGGUGACAAUUUGAGUGAUGCAAAAUCUACAUUUGGUGGUAGCGAUGAUGAACUUGAGCCAUUGAUUUUAUUGAAAUCUAGAAAAACACAACGUUUGGCAAAACCAAUUUCCUCUUUUUCAUGGAUUCCAACACUUUCUACUUUAUCAUCUCAUCGUUUCUUAUCUAUAAACAAGGAUAAUUAUUUCGAUAUAAUUAAACUAGAAGAAAGUCCAGUGUUCGAUUGGGAGCCACGUGGUAAUUUAGCGGUAUUUGGUACCAAAGGUUUUAAAAUAUAUAAUGUUGAUCAAAGAAGCCACGAAUAUAAUUAUAAUAACGAUGAUAGUAAAGAUGAUAUUCACGAUAAUGGUGGUGGCGAUAAUCAACAUCAACAUCAUCUCAAAAAAUUGGCUUCAAAUAAAGAUUUAAAUUCAAAUAAUAACACUAUUUAUGGUCAUAAAACGCGUGUUUCUCUGGAUCUUAAAUUCGAUGACGAUGAAAAUGAUCUUGGAAGUAGAACACCUAGACCUGGUGAAAUUAAUGGUGGCGCUGGACAAUUAAAAGGAAUUAUAUUACAUCCAAAUAAUCGGAAUAACGAAAUUUUUUUUGAUCAUUCGGAUAAUGAAGGUGUCAAUGAUAUCCCAUCAAUUCUUAACUUAUUAGAUAAUGAUAUUUCGGUUAUUAUGCGUGGGAGAGCCAAAGAUGGGUAUUCUAUGACAGUAGGCAUUGAAAAAAUUUCAAAGGAAGGCAGAGUAUCAAUUGGAAAUAUUGAUUUUAGUUUUCAUGGCAUUCACUCGGUAUGGACAGCAUCUAUUAACAGUGGUGGUAGAAGGACUUCCCCGAUGUCCACUCCUAGAGCAUCUCCACCAAAACCAACAACAGAAAGACCAGAUCCAGUAAAUAUUGAUUAUGAUGAAAUUCCGAUUGUGUCUACUAUAAAGCCAUUGCAAAGAAAAUUAUGUUUAACAAUAUGUGGAUGGGGUUUUGGAGUGAAAGAAUUGGAAGAUACUCUUAGAAAGAUGGAACAUUUACACAAGUUUGAAAAGGCUGCUGCUUGGGCAUUGUUUCAUGGAAACACUGAGCGAGCAAUUAAGUCAUUAAAUAAUAGCGGCGAUGAACGAUUGAAAUUGGUUUCUACCGCACUUGCAGGAUAUACACUUAAUUUUAAUGAUAAGAAUUCACAUCGUGUAAGCCCACUUUGGCGUGAGAUGUGUAAGAAUCUUAGCAAUGAAUUAAAAGAACCAUACUUGCGUGCAAUGUUUUCAUAUAUUGCAACAGAGAAUUGGUUUGAAGUAUUAAAUGAGGAGGGACUUAGCUUACAAGAUAAGAUUGGAAUUGCACUUAGAUUUUUAGACGACGAUGAUUUUAGCAACUAUUUAAAUGAACUUACUACUAAGGCAGUAUCAAAUGGCGACAUUGAAGGAGUCUUGUUGACAGGUUUGAUUCCUGAAGGAGUUACAUUAUUUGGAAACUAUGUAGAUAAAACAGGUGAUAUACAGACAGCAAGUCUAGCUUUAAGUUUUUGUGUGCCUCGCAAAUUCAAGGAUCCUAGAGUCAAUAUUUGGGUAGAAAAAGCAAGGUUUGAUAUUGCACGUGGUAAACACAUGACUUCAGCUACUUCAUCGGCUGCUGAUAUUGUGCCCCCACAAGUAUAUGUUCGAUGUAAUGCUUGUGGUCAAAGUAUUGCUCAUGCUUUAUGGAUACCUGGUAUGAGACGUCUCACAUUAUCUAACUCCCCUCAUUCAGGUAUUGGUGGUAGCGAAAGAAAGUCAACAAGUUGCCCUGGAUGUCGUAGACCACUUCCCAGAUGUUCUAUAUGCUUAUUAAGUUUAGGAACUCCUACAGAUAGAUUAAGAGAUGCUAUAGAAACCAAGCAACAAAAUAAUUUUUCCAGCGAUAGUAAGUAA
Messenger RNA from Entrophospora candida, 3027 nucleotides. Lineage: Eukaryota; Fungi; Glomeromycota; Glomeromycetes; Entrophosporales; Entrophosporaceae. The record is from the annotation of a GenBank genome assembly.